This is a messenger RNA of Gossypium raimondii (Peruvian cotton), 3889 nucleotides long. RefSeq lists its product as uncharacterized. Gene Ontology annotation, cellular component: cytoplasm; plasma membrane. Gene Ontology annotation, biological process: regulation of exocytosis. The record is from RefSeq and is a predicted model, not a curated record. The transcript has 24 exons. The coding region runs from base 280 to 3594 and encodes 1104 amino acids. Gene Ontology annotation, molecular function: GTPase activator activity; syntaxin binding; myosin II binding. NCBI's taxonomy places the organism in Eukaryota, Viridiplantae, Streptophyta, Magnoliopsida, Malvales, Malvaceae.
AGAAUGGCAUGAAAUAAUAAUAAAUAAAUUUAAAAAAAAAGGAUGGCGGGCCAUUUUCCUAGUGGGUCCUUACUUUCUUCUCAAAACUAGCCGGAGAAUCCGACGGUUCCUCCCCGCUUUGAAUCCAUAUUUCCCGACAACUCCCCCCUCCUCUUCUCUUCUUCCUUGCCCUUUCCUCUCAUAUAUAAAAAACAAAAAAAUAGAAUUCACUCAACAAAAACAAAUAAUUAUCCCUCAGAACAAAAGAAAAAGAAAAACGAAAAAGACGCAUACUCGCUAAUGUUCGCCAAAAUCUUCCAUAAACAUGGCAUCUCCUCACAUUCUAAAAAACCUAAGAAGAAUGAUUCAGAAGGAAGCUUGAUGUCAGCAAAUUUGAAUCCCCGUUUGACCGUACACUAUGGAAUACCGGCGACGGCCUCAAUUCUGGCGUGUGAUCUCAUCCAACGACUCGUAGCAGUUGGAACAUUGGAUGGGAGGAUUAAAGUGAUCGGUGGCGAAUAUGUAGAAGCGCUUCUAGUGUCACCUAAGCACAUACCUUUCAAAAAUUUGGAGUUUCUACAAAAUCAAGGUUUUCUUGUUAGCGUGUCAAACGAAAAUGAGAUUCAGGUCUGGGAUUUGGGACAAAGGCAGAUAGCUUCCAGCAUAAAGUGGGAGUCGAAUAUAACUGCUUUUAAAGCCAUUCAUGGCACCAGCUACAUGUAUCUUGGAGAUGAGCACGGAAUGGUGUAUGUUUUAAAGUAUGAUGCUGACCAACGCAAGCUUACCAACCUGCCCUAUUAUGUUCCCACAAAUGUUAUAGCUGAAGAGGCUGGAAUUUCAUCACCUAAUCAUCCUUCUGUUGUUGGAGUUCUCCCCCAACCUUGUUCUCAGGGAAAUAGAGUACUGAUUGCUUACGUGAAUGGGUUGAUUGUCAUCUGGGAUGUUUCUGAUGAUAAAGUUGUUCUAGUUAGAGGCAAUAAGGAUCUUCAAUUGCAAGGUGAAACAGCAUCUGGUUCCCCAGAAAAUAAAAACCUUGAGGUUUCUGAUUGUGUAUCAGAAAGUGAUAAAGUGGAGAAAGAGAUAAGCUCUCUUUGUUGGGCAUCUAAUGACGGGUCAAUUCUUGCAGUUGGUUAUGUAGAUGGGGAUAUCAUGUUUUGGGCCCUACCAACUGCUACCUCUAAAAAUAAUCAGCAAGCUUCAAAAUCUCACAAAAAUGUUGUUAAACUACAAUUAUCAUCAGGAGAGAAACGACUUCCAGUCAUUGUUUUACAUUGGUCUGACAACCAAUCCCAUAGUGCUCGUGGUUGCAAGAUUUUUUUUUAUGGAGGUGAUCAAAUUGGAUCUAAAGAAACUCUGACGAUCUUGGACCUUGAAUGCCCUUCUGGAAUAGAAAGUCUAAAAUGUGUCAGCCACGUGGACAUUACACCUAAUGGCUCUUUUGCGGAUAUGGUUUUAUUUCCAACUGUUGGAGAGAUGGAGAAUGGUGGCAGUUUGUUAUUUGUGUUGACAAAUCCAGGGCAAUUGCUUGUUUAUGAUGAUGCAUGCUUGGCUGCCUUCAAUUCCCAGGAUGAGAAAAAGCCUUGUGUUUCUUCAGGACAGUAUGUUAUGCCAAUACCCAUUGUUGCUCCAUGCAUGACUGUGAGUAAGCUUAGUUUAGUUGACAGAGAUGGGGAAUUUUCGAAGGCUCUUUCCAAGAUAGUAUCAACUGCAAAGCUUAAAGCACCACAUACUCCAAUUAGAUCGAGUAAAAAGUGGCCUUUGACUGGUGGUAUUCCUAGCCGUCUUCCUGAAGCUGCAGAUUAUGAAGUUGAAAGAGUAUAUAUGGCAGGUUACCAGGAUGGAUCUGUUCGAAUGUGGGAUGCUACCUACCCUGCUCUUUCACUUAUCUUUGUUUUAGGAGCUGAGAUAUAUGGAAAGGUUCCAGGCAUUGAUAUUGCUGGUGCAAGUGCACCAGUUUCAGCAUUGGAAAUUUGCUCCUUCACUCAAAGUGUAGCCAUUGGCAAUGAAUGUGGUAUGGUUUGUCUAUUCAAGCUAACUGGAACUUCCAAUGAAAUGAGUUUGAACAUUGUGACAGAAACGGAGAAAAAAGUCCAUACCUUGCAUCAAGCAGAUGGUCCUCAAUGCAUGGCCUUGUUCUCGCUCUUCAGUUCUCCUGUCUGUUUGCUUCAAUCUACAGAAUUUGGUAAUAGACUAGCAGUAGGACUUAAGUGUGGCCGGGUUGCAAUGCUUGAUGUUGGUACAUCUUCAGUGUUGUUCAUUACAGAUAGUUUGUCACGCUCAAACUGCUCUGUCAGUUCUUUGGCUAUGAUAUCCUUUACAGAUACCAAUACCUUAAUAAACAACUCAAAGGAUUCUACAUCCACAAAUCUGAAUGAUGGCGAAAAGGGGUUGGUGUUCAUAAUGACCAGGGACGCUUACCUAGCUGUUUUAGAUGGCAGAACUGGCCAUAUGGUUAGCUCUCAGUCAAUACCUCAGAAAAAGGAGUCGAGUGCCAUCUCCAUGUACAUUUUAGAGGGUGGCAAUAUAGUUUCGUCAACAGUGAUCAGUGAAUCUAAAAAUGAAUCUGCACAUUCUAGUACUGACCCUGAAAUUGCUCCAGUGGAACCUAAAUCUGAGACUGCUGCUCAAGUGGCAUAUCUUGGGCAGAGAUCAAAAAGUUUACUCAUCUUACUUUGUUUUGAGGAUGCACUGCAUUUACAUUCUUUGAAGUCAGUUAUUAAGGGGACCUGUGACUCCAUCCGGGAAGUGAAUCUUAAACAAUGUUGUUGGACUUCAGCCAUCAAGAUAGAUGACAAAGAGUGUGGAUUGGUUCUGCUUUGCAGGACUGGAAUCAUUGAAAUAAGGUCUUUGACAAAGCUUGAAGUGAUGGGACAAUGUUCUUUGAUGACUAUUCUUAGAUGGAACUUCACAGCAAACAUGGAAAAGAUGGCAUGUUCUUCAAAUAGAGGGCAAAUUGUACUGAUAAAUGGGUGUGAAUUUGCUGCUGUAUCUAUUCUGGCCCUUGAGAACGACUUCAGGAUUCCGGACUCUUUGCCUUGUUUUCAUGAUACAGUCCUAGCAGCUGCCUUCGAUGCAACUGUUAAAAGUGAGGAUACGUCCCAUGGGAUUUUAGGUGGUAUUUUUAAGGGCUUAAUAGGUGGUAAGCAGGAUAGAAACAUGCAAAUUAAAGAAGCUUGCAGGAACGAUUUCCCACAAUUGGAGAGCAUAUUUUCUAGUCCCCCAUUCUUAAAGCCUUCCACGGCCAGCACGGAUGACAAAGAAGUCAUCAAUCUUAACAUAGAUGACAUCCUAAUUGAUGAGAAAAUCACUGUCUUCCCUAAAUCUGAGACAAUCAAUAAUGACGAGAAAAAUAAAAGAGAAAGACUAUUUGAGGGUUCAAGUACUGAUGCAAAACCAACAGUCAGAUCAGUUUACGAGAUCAGGGCCAAGUAUCGAGGACCGGAGGAUGCUGCGGCUGCGGCUGCACGGGCAAGGGACCGGCUUAUAGAGCGGCAGGAAAAGCUUGAGAGGAUCAAUGACCGGUCACAAGAGCUACAAAACGAGGCAGAGAACUUUGCAUCCAUUGCACAUCAACUUGCCAGGAAAAUGGAAAAGAAAAAAUGGUGGAAUAUAUGACCUUGAAUGGCUAUUCUAGAUUCUGCAUUCUACUAAGGUGGCUUUGAUUAUCAUAAUCAAUAUUCUUUGGUGUGAAAUUGAAGUAAUUUUAUUUUCUAUACAAGUUUUCUUGUUUGUUUUUUUGGGUGCAAAUAGCUAACUAGUACAUAUAUAGAAACUAUGUAAACAAUUAAUCGUAUUUUCUUAUAUAGACCAUUACCAGGAGAUGGGUAAGGGUUACAAAUGCUAAAAUCCAGACUUCAAACCUCUAAAUUGUAUGAACAAAAUAAAAUAAACUUGAGAUUAUUGUUUAAUA